Molecule: messenger RNA, 1053 nt
Organism: Trichophyton rubrum CBS 118892
Lineage: Eukaryota; Fungi; Ascomycota; Eurotiomycetes; Onygenales; Arthrodermataceae
Exons: 2
Coding region: 1-1053 (350 amino acids)
Source: RefSeq, a predicted model, not a curated record
AUGCCUCACAAACACAAGAGACGAGGGAACAGAGAUGACGAUUACGAUCUCCCCCCAACCUCGAUCGCAAAAUCCCUCCCUACUAGACUUGAAAAAGCCGAUGUAAAAUCCAAAGGUGGACAAGACACAAAGAAAGGGCCCAAGCAGAAGCGGUCUACUACCAAAUCGCUACAAGAUGACACCCCCAAGGCCUUCGCUCGGCUCAUGCGAGUCUAUCAGGAAUCAAACGGCAAGCGGAAACAAGGAGACCGAGACGCGGAAUUAGACUCGGGUGAACAGAACAGUCGCAAAAGGAAACGCCAAAAUGACACAAAUCAGCAGAACGCGCAAAACAAGAAUAGCAAGUCGAAGGCUGCAGCGGACGCAAAGGACGCUAAUAUUCCCAAGAUUCUACCAGGCGAAAGGAUAUCUGAGUUUGCUGCCCGAGUCGAUCGUGCGCUUCCAUUUUCUGAAUUAGCCAAACGAGCAUCGCUAUCAAAGGGAGGCAAGGACGCUGUGUUGGGCAAAAUAAGGGAUACUCGACAAACAAAGCAUGAGAAGAGAUUGUUACGGCUACAAAGCCAAUGGCGCGAAGAAGAUCGAAAGUUCCGAGAGAAACGUCAGGCUGAAAUUGAGGAAGCUGAAGGAGAGGAGGAGGAGAUUAAUGACUUAUGGAAGGAAUGGGAGCGUGAAGCCGGAGCUGGCGUUAAGGGAAAAAGCAAGAAAACCAGCUUAGCACAGAAAAAGAAGAAGAAAAAGAAGAAGGGAAUUGAUGAUGGCGUUGGUGACGACCACGCCAUAAGUAGCGAUGACGACGACGAUCCAUGGGCAAAAUUGAAUAAGAGAGCAAAUGUUACGAAGCCAAUCAAUCCGGCGGACGUUGUUCAAGCUCCUCCAGAGAAGCUAGCAAAACCCAGAGAAAUAUUUAAAGUGCGCGGAAUGGGAGGUGCAAAGGUCCAUGUUGCUGAUGUCCCUGCUGCUGCUGGUAGUUUGAGACGAAGAGAAGAGCUAGCCAGCGAGAGACAAAGCAUCGUGGAGCAGUAUAGAAAGCUUAUGGCUAGCAAGAGAGAGUAA